CCGCGCAGCGCGGAGCGCGGCGCCCUCCCCGCGGCAGCGCGAUGCCGUGCUUUCUGAAGGGAAUGGUUGUCCCCUUCCUCUUGGUGACCUGGUCGUCCGCCGCCUUCGUCAUCUCGUACGUGGUCGCUGUGCUCUCCCGGCACGUCAACCCCUUCCUCCCGUACAUCAGUGAUACAGGAACAACACCUCCAGAGAGUGGUAUUUUUGGGUUUAUGAUAAACUUCUCUGCGUUUCUUGGUGCAGCCACGAUGUAUACAAGAUAUAAAAUAGUAGAGAAGCAGAAUCAAACCAGCUACAUCAGCACUCCUGUUUUUAACUUGAUGUCUUUAGUUCUGGGAUUGGUGGGAUGUAUCGGAAUGGGCAUUGUAGCCAAUUUCCAGGAGUUAGCUGUCCCAGUGGUCCACGAUGGCGGCGCUCUUUUGGCUUUUGUCUGCGGUGUCAUGUACACACUUCUGCAAUCCAUCAUCUCUUACAAAUCGUGUCCCCAGUGGAACAGCCUUUCCACGUGCCACGUACGGAUGGCCAUCUCUGCUGUCUCCUGUGCUGCUGUCAUCCCCAUGAUUGCCUGUGCUUCGCUAAUCUCUAUAACCAAGCUGGAGUGGAAUCCAAAAGAAAAGGAUUAUGUAUAUCACAUAGUGAGUGCAAUCUGUGAAUGGAUAGUGGCCUUUGGUUUUAUUUUCUACUUUUUAACAUUCAUCCACGAUUUCCAGAAUGUUACCCUAAGGAUAUCCACAGAAAUCAAUGGUGAUGUUUGAAGAAAGAAGAAUUCUAUCUCACUCAACAAAAGUGGCAAACAAUUUCUAGAAGUGGUACAGAGGACAGACAGGGUUUUAAUGCUGCCCUGUGUGGAAUUCAUCUGCUGCAUAUCUAAGACUUGAAAUUCUUUAAGAAUUCCCAAUAGUUGUACCAUUUCCAAAGGUAUGUUUGCCUAGAGAAUGUGGAGCAUUUAUGAUAUUGUAGCAAUGUUUUUAUAAUUUUCUAAGUAGAUACUUUUUUAUAUUAACAAAUCCAUUACAGAAAAGAUAAGGUAUUCCAGAAAAUGGAGACCUCUUAUUUUUGUACAGAUUCUGUUAUGUUUUUUCCUUUGUGUGUGAGUAAUUUAUAUAACUACACUAAAAAAUGAGGAAUUCAUUAAAAAGUAAAAUCAGGGGAUAUUCAUUUUAAAAUUUCGUUUUUAAAGAAUGAACUGUAUAAUUUUUAUAUCACAAGUGCAUGUAUCAAAUUCAAUUUAUAAUGAUCAUUAAGAUUUAGUUAAUAAACUAACACUAAGAUACUAUGAUUUUUUUAGAUGAACUAAGCAUAAUGCUUCUAUUGAAAGGCCUUAAUACCACUGUGCAUAUUAACUUGGUCACCAUGAAGACCUCAGUUUUGAAAUUCCGUCCCUUAUGGGCCUCCCUGCUCACAGAGACCAAGCUUUUACCCUUGCUGCUAAUUGGCAGUCUGUAGUUGUGUGAUUCAAGGUGGGAUGGAUUCAGCAAGGCAGGUUAGAAAUUAAAAGCCUUAUAAUGAAGGUGAAAUGGAGGUGAGCAACUAAUAGGAAAACCCCACUGGAUUCCAGAUUGUUGCUUUUCUAGAGGAGUGAGGAGGGGAAGUGUGUCUCAGGGAACAUCCAUGGAAGGCAGGAUUAUGGGAAGGAGACUUUUGCUUAAUACUAAGUCUCUGCAAAAGCCACCCUGCGCGAAGCAUUACAAAUACCACUUAGAAAACCAUCCUGUAUUGUUACUGGCAUACCUUGAUAUACCAUCUGACCCAGAGGCUGCAACUCACAUCUCGAGUUCAUUUAUGCCAGUCAACAUGUCGAUGGGAGUGCAGGUCUGAGAGAGGAGAAAGGUACAGGAUAUAGUUUAUUUGCUCCUUCUCUUAAUGCCUGUGGCUGGAUGUUUGCACACUAUAUGAAAUGUGAAGCAGGUCCUUUGCUCAGCAAGACCUCCACGCUCCACUUUUCAAUGACAAAUGAAAAUGACAAAUCCCAAAUGACAAAUGAAAAGCAAGACAUUCCAGAGGAAGACAAGGGCCUUGAAAUGUGAAGGCUUAGGUUUGAAAGCUGAAGAGAAGGAAUUCUCCUUCAAGGACCUUCCAGACUAUAAACCCGGCCAAGUGGUCUUGUGACUUUGAGGGCACAGGCCAAGGGUGGAGCAGCCCACCUGGACAGCCGUGGAGGGAGGGGUGAAGGGGUGAGGCUCAAUAGCGGUCAGCCACCUCUGCAAGGACAAAAUGUGUCUCCCCUAAGGGUUCAGCAUGAGAGCCUGAUACCCAUGUCUGGGUUUGCUGUGACUUGUUAUAAUGCUGUGGCUCCCCAUAACACUGGAACUGAAAGCGAUGCCAAGCAUUCGCUAUUCUGGAACGGGGGAGGAAUGCCACAUACCUUUACCCAGGAACCUGCAGCAGAAUGAAUCCACGGUUGGGUCUCCUUUGGAUCAGACUUUUGUUAUCAGCACUUCUCAUGCUGCAUUGUCAUUCUUCAUUUCUGCAUCUCUCUGGGAGCUCGUUGAGGGCAGAGUCUGUGCCUUAAUCUUUAAUUUUGUAACUCUGGCAUUUACCUCCUGGAACAAAGUAGGUGCUUAAUAAAUACUCAUUGAAUGCAUGAGUGAAGGAGUGAGCAAAUGAAGGAAUGGCUGGGGAUGGUGGUAGGGUUGCAUAAUGAGAUUUACUCUGGUUUACUGGUUAAGUGAUAAACAAAUAGUCUGUAUCACCUUGUAAUGUUGACUGUUUUGCUUUUGUGUGCUGUAAAUGUUUUAGUUGUUUGGGCUUCUCCAUUCUAUGACAACUCUCUUCAACCUGGACAGUUACCACAGAAAUUGUUACAUGGGCUAGACAAAAUGGUAUACCUGGCUUGGCAAACUGAGAAGGCCAAAAAUCACUCCAGAUGAUCACGUUCUGCUGAUCCCAUGAAACUUCUAAAGCUGGUCUCCAUAUUUUGGUAUUAUUUCUAAUGUCCAUGAACUUGCAUUUCCUUGGACCUCAUGGCUGAAAGAGUAAAAUAAAAUGAAAUAUUUCUUUAUUUUAGUAA
Molecule: messenger RNA, 3010 nt
Organism: Vicugna pacos (alpaca)
Lineage: Eukaryota; Metazoa; Chordata; Mammalia; Artiodactyla; Camelidae
Source: RefSeq, a predicted model, not a curated record